Pyricularia oryzae 70-15 is the source of this 570-nucleotide messenger RNA. RefSeq lists its product as uncharacterized. NCBI's taxonomy places the organism in Eukaryota, Fungi, Ascomycota, Sordariomycetes, Magnaporthales, Pyriculariaceae. The transcript has a single exon. The record is from RefSeq and is a predicted model, not a curated record. The coding region runs from base 1 to 570 and encodes 189 amino acids.
AUGCAUCCCUCGUCGUUUCUCAUCCCCUACCUCGUGGCCGCCGUUAUGGCCAUGCCUCCGAUCGGCGAGGAGCCCGGCAACACUCCUCAACCUCAGUACGGUGUGAACCACCACGCUUCUCACCGGCCGCACGAGCAGAACCAGAAUGGUCGCCACGGGCUUGCGCAGUACGGCGAGGUGAAGCACAAGAUGAAGAACUUGAGGACCCCGAUCAGUGAAGGGGGCAUGGUGGGCGACAUGGGCGACAUCACUCUCCCGACCAACCCGAGACAGCCGUCGGAGAGGCCGGGCUCGCCCACCUCACGCCUGGCAGCCAGGGCCCACGAUGUCAUGGGACCCAAGUUCGGUGGCGGUGGAACCUCUGGCGAUGGCGGCGACGUCGAUACUGACGACCAGCCCAACCCUCGGUAUGGUGCCCACAGAAAUGCCCAUUCACGACUACCAGUCGGGGCUCGCGGUGGUACUUCUGGCGACGGCGGCGACGACUACACCGGUGACCAGCCUAACCGCAAGGGACACGGUGGAGAUUCAAGGAGACAUGGCGACAGGACAAGGACGUUUACCGCAUAG